Messenger RNA from Paramecium pentaurelia, 4643 nucleotides. The record is from the annotation of a GenBank genome assembly. NCBI's taxonomy places the organism in Eukaryota, Ciliophora, Oligohymenophorea, Peniculida, Parameciidae.
UGAUGAAGAGUGCAAUUCUGAUAAUAGCUGUGAUGUCAUCGGCAAUCUUAGCCUAAAAAUGCGGUAAGAAGAGUAUUAAUGAUAUUAAGACACAAUUAAUUAACAUUACAAUGUGUAUGCUACUGUUAAUGAAACAAAAGAAUGGGAUAUGCGAAAAUAUUUCUUUACAGGAGAGAAUUUGAAGUUUAAGAUAAACAAUGAUUGUCCAUAUUUUGAAACAGUAGAUCCUUUGAGUGAAAUAGGAGAUCCUGUACCUCAUGGUGAUCGUAUGAAUUUUUCAUUAAUUUUAGCUUCGAUUGGGAAUAUAUAAAAUCUGAAGGCUUAUAGAUCUUUUGAUAAUGGAGCAUGGUUGAAUGACUUUGUGUUUUUAGAAUAAAACAAGACAGACAUUGAUGUAUUCUAUGCACUUGGGUAUAUAGAAUUUGAUUAUAUAAUUUAGUGAUCCUUAAAAAAUGGAUUAAGUACCUAGAUUCCAUGCAUAAGUGAAUGUUAGAGAUUCAAUAGUGUCAUUUGUAUGCCAUGAUUUAGACUUUUUAACUAAUUAUUUAAUAGUCAUAGAUUGUCAAUAACCAGAUUUGGAUGAUGUUGUUCAUUUAGGAUAUCAUAAUGGAUUUAUAGUGGUUGAUUUACAAGAUUCAUAACAUUAUGAUAUCUCACCAAAUGAACAUCCAAAAGGAUUUAAUUAUAAUUAUACAGAAGAUAGAAAAAUAGCUUUUCAUAAUUUUAGUUUCUCAACAUCUGAGGAAGAUUUGGAAGGAGGUGUUGGUGCUGAUAAGAUAUCAUUAUUGUUCAGAGCUGAACCAGCAUGGGCAACUGAAUUUGCUGAUUUGGCUAAUGACAAAUUGGAUGAAGAUUGUGAAUUAGAAGUUUAUAAAUAUAGUAAUAAGAAAUUUUCAUCAACUCCUGUUGCAUAUUUAACAAAAGUAGAAUUGGCUGCAUUAUUGGGAACAAAUUCAACAACUUAAAAAUUUGCUAUAAUGGAUUUCUAACUUGAACCAAAUGGUGAUAUCUAUGUUUUAGAUGGUGAAAAUGGUGUUUAUGUUUUAUAAUUCACAUCUUAAGCAUUGGAAUGGAAAUUAAAGGAACAUAUCUCUUUCCCUUAUGUGACUAAAAGUUAUGGAUUUGAUUUCAAUUAUUUAAUUAAUAAUGAUGGAACAAUAACAAGACAUAUGGUAUUAGUAUUCAAAGAUAAAGCAAACUUUUAUGAAAAUGGAGUAAUGAAAUUUGGUAUAAAAUUACCAGAAAAUGCAAAUUAUGGAAGAGUGUAAGUUUAAAUGAGUUAAUAUUACUUAAUAUUGAAAUUAGACACUGUAGUACAUGUUUAUCAUUCAGAUGAUGGAUCAAAAUUGUAUACUUAUACAAAUGAUUUAUUUGAUUAAUUGAUUAUCAAUCCAUAUGAACCAGAUUUAUUAGGAGUCAAUAAAAACUCUGCACACAGAUUCUUAAUUUCUAAUGGAUACUUAAGAUUAAAGAAAUAGGAUAGUACAAAUGAUGGAACUAAGACAUAUACAUUAGAUGCUAUUUCAUUAGAUGAUGUAUCAUAGAAAUGUUCAGUCACUGUAAAUGUGAGAGUCUUGAAUAAAAAUGACACAACAAUCUAUGAAUAAAGUAAUCAUCCAUUCCCACAAACUUUGAGAGUUCCUACAGCACCAAUUGGUAUUGAUUUGAUUGCUUCUGGUCCAAAUCUUUAAUAUUCAUCUUUAGCUACUUUAGAACAUCCAGAAUUAGGAAAUUCUAAAAUUAUUGUGACAAUUAAAUCAGCUUGGAAUUUAUAAUUAAAUGGAAUUAGACUUCCAGAUGCUAAAGAAGUUAUUUAUUCUGAUAUUCUUGUUACUGAUUCUGCAGAUUAAUUCUAUUUAUUAGUAUAAAUACCAACAAAGAUCAUUUAUGUUUAUUAAUGUAAACAUUCUUUAUCAGAUCAUGAAAAUGCAGAAUGUAAAGAUUUUGAUAAUUUUUCUUUGGGAGUUUAAAUUAAUAAAAAUAAACAUUCAUUCUUUUGGUGGAUCUAUAUUAAUUCAAUUACUUAUAUGUAUUAAGAUACUGAUUAUUCAAUAUAAAUUUAUACUAGUACUGGAGGAUAAGUUAAAAGUGUUGGUUAGGUGGCUGUAGAUAGUACAGAUCCAAUGAAUAAAUUUUCAUCAGUCACAAUGGUCAAAAGUGGUAUUUAUUGUGUAUAAGAGGACAGAAAAACAGUAUAAAUUUAUGAAGCUACUUUACCAUUUAGAUUGAUAUAUGAAAUUAAUUCUUCUGUUCUUGCUGAAUAUAAGAUAGAAGGAUAUUUCAUACCUAAAAGAGUAUUUAGUAAUAAAAAAGCAAGAGCACAACUUGUAUUUAUACAAUCAUUAAAUCAUGUAUAUGUUGGAGAAUUCACAAAUCUUAAAAGUUUUUCAAAUUUCAUUCUCUUUAAACAAAUCCCUAUUAUUGGAGGAGCAGAAGUAGAAGUUGCAAUUGGUUAAGAUCAUUUCUUUAUUGUUUAACAAUUAAAUGAUUAGACUGUGAUUGAAGAAUACAAUUAUUAACAUAUAUAAAGAAUCUAUAAAACUAAGGAUUUACCAUUAUUUAAUUAUAGAUUAUAAAAACCUUUAACUGUUGAUUAUUCAUCAUAAACAGGUUGGUUAUUUAUGAGAGCAACUGAUGGAAAAGAAACAGUUGUCUUAGUAUAUGAACCAGGAGUUGUAUCACAUAUAUGUUUACAUAAAGUAUUAGAAACUAAAGCUAUGGAUUUUGAUAAUAAGACAUUUGAUAUGGCAGUAGAUGGUGGAUAAUAAAUGUUUUCUUAUUUUAAUAAUAAUACAAUCCAUAGAGUUGUAAGUAUAUUAGCAGAUGCUGAAUUAUAUAUUACUCCAGAAUUAGAAACUUAAUAAUAUGUUAAUGAAUUAACAACAGGAGUAUAAGUAUCUAAUUUCCCUGGAAAUAAACCUAUGAAUUUAGUAUCUAAAGUAACUGUUCUUAAUACUUAAAGUGAUAUCAAUAUUAAAUAGUCUCUAUUAACCUCCAAGAAAAAGGUUUUCAAAUUUGUUAAAUAAGCAUAAUAAUAAUUGAUUGAUAUGGGAACAGAUUGGUAUUAUGGUCAACAAGUAGGUAUUGUGGUUAGAUGUGAAACAUGUAAAAGUGAUUUGAAAGUCAGAAAUAACAUCUAUAGAGUUUUAGAUGGAGCAGAUAUGCCUUUUGAUAUUUCUGAUGGUGUAUAAUUUGGUACAGCAGGUUAAGUAUAUCAAACAAGAGAUGCUUUAAUUUUCCAAGAUAUUACAGGUAAAUUUAAAGAGAGAAAGGAAAUAUCAGAUAGAACUAUAAGUUGUGAAUUAAUUACUGUAUCAGCAGAUAAUAAUUUUAUAUUGUCAAGUUAUACAACUACUAAAAAUGAAGUUGGUAUCUUUAUUAAUUAAUGUACAAAUUUGGCUAAUUGUUAAUAAUUCAAAUAAGGUUCAUAAAGUAUUGGAGGAGCCAAGAAGAUAUCUAAGGUUGUUAUGCCUGAUAAUAAGAAUAUCAUUAUUUUAAAUACUGAUCCAGAAAACUUUUCAUCUACUGAUAGCUAUAUUAUUAUUUCUGCUUUAGAUUAUGAUCAAUCUAAAUUCACUAUUUCUAAUAAAUUCACAAUUAAUGAUCAAUAUGUAGGAAGCAAACUUUUAUAAAUUGGAGAUUUUGAUGUCAUUAAAUAUUAGAUUAAUAGUGUUAAUUACAAUACUAUUGUUUUUACAGAUGUUAAUAAUGGUUUAUACUUUGCUCAUUUUGCAUAUGAUGCAUAAGGUGUUUAUUCUAAAACUAUCAAUGAAUAGGUCAAAUUAAGAUCAUUCGCAAAUGAUUAAUAUCAUAUUGCAGAUGAUGCUUUCUUCUAUUAAGUCAAAGUAUUAAGUAGUCAAAUGAGUGGAACAACUCUCUAAAUUAAUCUUCUAAUCACUACAAGCAAUUCAGCUCAUUAUUCCUUUGGAUUUGAUCUUGAUGCAUCAAAACCAACUUCUGGAUUACCUAUUAUCAAAGCUAAUACUGUUUUGAAUUAUGUCUUAACUCCAUAUGGAUCUUGGAAUGCUAUUGAUAAAUUAGCUUAUGUUAAUGGAUUUGUGGCUAUUCCUUAUAGUAAUGAAAAGAAAGUUGUUAUUGGUGUUUAUGACAUUCCUAGUGACAGACCAGGUAUUGUUAAAACUAUAUCAUUCAAUCAUGGAAUUUGGGCUGAUUAUCAUAAAGCAUUACCAAUUGAUUUUGCUAUGCUUUUAACUAAGGAUGCUUAAGCUAAAUAUGUAUUAUUAUAUCUAUAUUAAAUAUUAGCCUUAUUUAUAUACUAAUAUCAAUUAUGAUGCUUUAUCUGAUGAAUAUUUAAUUGAAAAGUAUGAAUUAAGAGCAGAUCCUUAAUUGAUUUUAACCAAUUCAGCUGGUUACACAGAAUAAGUGCAAUUCAAACUUUAUUUACAUAAUGAUUUCGUUGAAAUUCAAGGAUUAGCUUACUUAUCAACAACAGAGCCAAACCCACCAAAACCCCCUGAUGAUGAUGAUAAAGGAAGGUAUUUUAAUUUAUAUGAUCUCAUAGCUCAAAUUGGUGGUGGAUUACAUUAAUUGUUAUAUUUGGUGUUGCCAUCUUAGGAGUAGGAGGUUGGUUUGCCUAUUAAAAGUUUGGUAGAAAAGGAGUUGACCCUCUUUUAGGAUGAUAU